Messenger RNA from Poecilia latipinna (sailfin molly), 1406 nucleotides. RefSeq names its product tetraspanin 34b (gene tspan34b). Gene Ontology annotation, cellular component: plasma membrane. The record is from RefSeq and is a predicted model, not a curated record. The transcript has 8 exons. NCBI's taxonomy places the organism in Eukaryota, Metazoa, Chordata, Actinopteri, Cyprinodontiformes, Poeciliidae. Bases 259 to 999 code for a protein of 246 amino acids.
AAUAACAUGAUACUGCUUAGAAAGUACUCCAGAGGCUCUUUUGUGCGCAACAGAGUGACAAAGGCAGAGGGAAACUAAGGAGACAGUGAACAUAUUCUGGGUCAUUUAUUGAAGACAGAGCGAUCUUGUGUUCCUGUGACCUCACUGUGUUCUCCCACAGCAACAGCCAACCAGCCUCAGUAGUGAAGGUAGAGACUGAAGCAAACCACAGAGCUUCUCACCGGACGUCUACUGCAGCAGAAAUCAUCAGCUGGAAAAAUGGGGUGUUUUGGAUUCCUCAAAGCCAUGAUGGUUGCUUUUAAUGGCAUCAUCUUCCUGGCCGGGGUCGCCAUCCUAGGUGUGGGGAUCUGGGUGAAGGUAGACAGCGGCUCCAUCUUCAGCUUCCUCGGGAAAAUCGAUAACGUUCCUCAGGAAAUCCAUCAGGUGCUCAACGUGGGAUACCUGCUGAUCGCCAUCGGUGGCCUGCUAGUCGUCAUCGGCUUCCUGGGCUGCUGUGGGGCCAUCAGGGAGAGCAAGUGCAUGCUGCUGCUGUUUUUCAUGAUAGUCUUGCUGGUUUUCAUCGCUGAGGUUGCGGGAGCGGUGGUCAUUCUGGUUUUCAGACCUCAGGCUGAUGCACUGUUUGAAAAGAUUGGCACAGCAGCAGUUGCUAACAUCAAGAAAGACUUUGGCAGCAGUUCUGACAUUACUGGACUGUGGAAUACCACCAUGGGCACGUUAAAAUGUUGUGGAUUUUACAACUACACAGACUUUACGGAAUCCCCGUAUUAUACGGCGCACAACAAUUCCUAUCCACCACACUGCUGCCCGGACAGCAGCCCAUGUAAUGGAACUGUGGCAAUUGAAAAAAACACAGAUGGGUGCUUCCCAAAGAUCAAGAUGUUGAUUGAUAAAAACACAGUGGUGAUUGUCGGCGCUGGUCUCGGGAUCGCCGCUCUGGAGAUCUGUGCCAUGAUCGUCUCCAUGACGCUCUACUGCAGGAUAAAAUCCACCAGGGCCUAACGAGGAGCAGGAAGUCCUUCCUCUUCCUGCCUCAUCGGGGGAAACACCUACUGCAGCGUCAGGUCUUGUGCAAUCGAGGACAACUGAAUGAUAUUUUUUUUACUACAUCCUGAUUUAUGAAGUAAAUUUAAUUUAUGGAUCUAAAAUAUUGAUUUUCUGAGAAAUCAUCAUGAAAUCCCACUUUCCAUUGUGUAUAUAUGAAAGAGAGCUAAAGCAUUAAACACGUAUCCAGCUGUUGGGGAAUUACAUGAUGCAGUUUCUGUAAUAAUGAAGCAAAAGCUGGUUGUUGUGCUUUAGAGGUGAAUGAUGUCUGAGAGCUUCCUGUAUAAUAAAUGUAGCCCAGCAAUAGUUGUUUAUUUGAUGUAAAUUGAUUCGUAUUUGCAAUAAAUCAUAUAUUUACAUGUAAA